Messenger RNA from Haemonchus placei, 2547 nucleotides. The record is from the annotation of a GenBank genome assembly. NCBI's taxonomy places the organism in Eukaryota, Metazoa, Nematoda, Chromadorea, Rhabditida, Trichostrongylidae.
UUGGCUGCCACUGACGAUUUCUUGCUGAAUGGACUAGUUCAACGCAAUAUAACCCUCGUCGUUUCCAGGUUCUUAUGUAAGCUGAAAGAGCCUGAGUUGCUGGAGCCACUAAUGCCUUCUAUAAUUGGAUGUCUGGAGCACCGACACUCUUAUGUGCGAAGAAAUGCGGUCUGUGCCAUCUUCACCAUCUACCGCAAUUUCGAAUUCCUCAUUCCCGAUGCCCCUGAACUGGUGUCGAAUUUCUUGGAAGGCGAGCAAGACGCUUCAUGUAAACGAAAUGCAUUCAUGAUGCUCUUGCACGUAGAUCAAGCUCGUGCCCUUGAUUACUUAUCCGGUUGUAUCGACCAAGUUGCACAGUUCGGCGACAUCUUGCAAUUGAUCAUUGUGGAACUUAUAUACAAGGUUUGCCACGCCAACCCCGCUGAAAGGUCGCGUUUCAUACGAUGUGUCUACAACCUCCUUCAGUCAUCAUCAGCUGCUGUCAGGUAUGAAGCUGCUGGAACACUUGUUACUCUUUCGGCUGCUCCUGCUGCUAUAAAAGCUGCGGCCACGGCAUAUAUCGACCUUAUUGUCAAAGAGAGUGAUAACAACGUUAAGCUAAUAGUUCUCGAUAGACUUAUGGAUCUUCGUCAAACGCCUUCUCAUGAAAAGGUCUUGCAAGAACUUGUCAUGGAUAUCUUGAGGGUUUACAAACUGCUGCUAUGUCUUGACGUGCGCCAGAAAACACUCAAUCUCGCCCUUGACCUUGUCUCAAGUAGGAAUGUUGAAGACAUGGUUAUGUUUUUGAAAAAGGAAAUAGCCAAGUCCACUUCCGCAUCUGCUGAGGAGGCUGGAAGGUAUCGCCAAGCACUUGUAAAGACUCUUCACGCAGCCACAAUUAAGUUCCCUGAUGUCGCCCCGUCCAUUGUGCCAGUGCUCAUGGAAUUCCUCUCCGAUGAGAAUGAGAUGGCCGCUCAGUACGUCUUGUUGUUUGUGCGUGAAGCCGUACACAAGUUACCUCAUUUAAAGGAGACUAUUCUUCACUCGCUGCAGGAAGGUCUUCCAUCUAUUCGCAAACCAAAGGUGUUCAUGGCAGCAUUGUGGAUUCUUGGAACCUACUGUGAAUCUGAUGCCGCUGUAUUGGCAGUACUGCGUCUCAUCAAGUCGUCCCUUGGAGAGCUGCCAAUUGUGGAAAGUGAAAUGCGUCUCUUAGAGGGAGAAGAACCAACUCACGAAGAGACUGCAGAGAAAAAGAGGCUAGUCACGGCUGAUGGAACCUACGCUACCCAGUCGGCUCUCUCUGUUUCGACUAAAGCUGCCAAUAAAGAAAAGCCAUCGCUCAGGCAGUUCCUUCUCGAUGGAGAUUUCUUCCUUGGGGCUUCUCUGGCUACUGUACUUAACAAGCUUGCUGAGCAAUUCACCAAAAAUAACGAAGCAAAUUCCCAGCGAUCGAAUCGUUUCCGUGCAGAAUGCAUGUUCAUUCUCGCUUCAAUAAUCAAUCUAGGAAAGAGCGGUAUUGCAAAGCAAAAUAUUACCGAAGAUGAUCUCGAUAGGAUGGGAACAACUAUCAAGUUGCUUGCUCAAGGAUGCUCUGAGUUGGAGGAUGUUUUCGUCGAAAGAUGUAAGGAUAGCUUGGAACUGAUGUUGUCAAUUAACUCAAAAUUGGAUGAGGUAAUACCGAUACCUUCACAGGUCGAUAAAACCAUUAUGUUCACGCAACUGAGUGCUAGAGCCGACGCAAGUAUUGGAGAAAACCUCUUCGACCUUUCCCUUUCUCAGGCUUUAGGAACUGCUCCUAAAACACAAAAGUUCGAUUUCUCAAGCUCGAAGUUAGGAAAAGUUAUUCAAUUGGCUGGUUUCUCUGAUCCGAUAUACGCAGAGGCUUACGUCAACGUCAACCAGUACGACAUCGUUCUUGACGUACUCAUUGUUAAUCAAACUGGUGAUACACUGCAAAACGUUUCGUUGGAACUGUCUACAGUGGGCGACCUAAAACUUGUUGACAAACCCACUCCGAUCACUUUGGCACCAGCUGACUUUGCCAACAUAAAGGCUACUGUGAAAGUUGCUUCUACGGAAAACGGUGUUAUUUUCUCAACGAUAUCGUAUGAUGUGCGGGGAUCAACAUCAGAUAGGAAUUGCGUUUAUCUCCAAGACAUCAAGAUCGAUAUUAUGGAUUAUAUCGUCCCGGGCAAUGUUACUGACGCUGAGUUCAGGCAAAUGUGGUUCGAUUUUGAGUGGGAAAACAAGGUCACCGUCAAUACGCCCAUUACUGACUUGCGAGAAUUCCUCCAGUAUUUGUCUACGGUCACGAACAUGAAGGUGUUGACAGGAGAUGCUGCGAUAGAAGGAGAUUGUGGAUUUUUGGCUGCUAAUCUCUGCGCACAUUCUAUCUUUGGCGAAGAUGCCUUAGCAAAUGUAUCGAUUGAAAAGGCUUCUCCUAUGGAUGAAGGGUCUCCAAUUGUCGGGCACAUUCGAAUACGAGCUAAGAGUCAGGGCAUGGCUCUAACUUUGGGAGACAAGAUUAACAUUGCGCAACGAGAUCGAAGGGCUGUGGCUGUAUCAUAA